GCACCGUCAACAGAGACUGCUUUACUGACGGUAACAAAAUCGAGCUUCAGGAUUGCUAUUUACAUCACCUUGAGCCAUCCAGAGUUUCUGAAGUUUGAAAUCUUGAACACUCUGCAGAGUGAAGGAAAUAAGGAUGACAGGGGUGCGAGCAUUCUUUCUCGUUUUCUUUGUCUGCGCAAUGACAGCGAAGGGUCAAGAAGAAGGUUCAGCUAUUACACCGAACCCCAGAUUUUUUUCGACAAUACCACCAGCACCGACAAAUGAGCCUCUCCCAACUGUACCACCACAUACAGGUUUAACAACACAAGCGCCAAAGCCUAAGAGUACGGGAUGUGAAUAUGGCAAUUGUCAACCAAAAGGGGAAUGUGACUGCCUCAAAGGCCAAAAAGGAACACGGGGGCGUAUCGGUCGCACAGGUGAACAAGGGAUUGCUGGGGAACAGGGACCCAAAGGCGUGGCAGGCAUACAAGGGCAUAAAGGUUUGAAAGGUGACGCUGGAAAUCCAGGUCCAAGAGGACCCGAUGGUGAUCGGGGAAUAGAAGGCAUGGUCGGUUUCGAUGGAUACGAUGGCUUACCGGGUUCACAUGGUCACCGUGGUCAAAAAGGAUUCCCUGGGAUCCCUGGUUGUAAAGGUGAACCAGGUGAGUCUGGUUCACUUAUUGGUGCAAAUGGUUUAGAUGGUCCACCUGGGCCCGAUGGUGAUCCGGGUCCAAAAGGUUUUCCGGGUGAACCCGUAUCUGGUCCAACACCGGAAGAAAAAGGCGAAAGGGGAGAACCAGGUGAUAGAGGUUUCAGAGGAAUGGAGGGACCAAGAGGAAGGGCCGGUCCAGACGGUGAAGUGGGUGACAAGGGUAUCGUUGGAAAACAGGGUCUUGAAGGCGAGCAAGGUGAUAAAGGUUCCCCAGGCGACUCACCCCAAGUGUUAGAUAAAGAGCUUCCGAAAGGAGAGCGAGGGGAUGAAGGUCCAAAAGGACCUCCAGGAAAACCUAAAAUACUUAGCCAAGAAGAAGCAGAAAAACAUACUGCAAUCCGUGGUGAUAAGGGUGAGCCUGGCGAGAAAGGUCCAAGAGGAUCUUCAGAACGAGGUGAUAAGGGUGUACGAGGUUUCCAGGGAGGCAAAGGUGAAGUCGGAGAUCAGGGUCCAAUAGGAGAUGCGGGAGGAGAUGGCAGGAAAGGAAACAUUGGUCAGCCGGGUGACCAGGGUGGAAAUGGCAUGGUCGGUGAAUAUGGUGAUGUUGGACCAAAGGGAUUCAGGGGACCUCCUGGACAGAGUGGAGCGGUAGGAAGACGUGGGGAUGAAGGACCAGAAUCAACAAUUAACUUUCCUGGAACAAAAGGCUCCGUUGGUGAAAAAGGCUCUGUUGGGCCUCCAGGCUAUCCUGGAGAACAGGGUGAUCCGGGACCUCAAGGAGAUCCAGGGGUACCUGGCAAACCAAUGACGGGAUUCAAGGGUGCAACUGGAGAUCGCGGUUUACAGGGAGCCCCAGGCGAAACAGGAAAUUCAGGUCUAAUUGGUAUGGACGGUCCUAAAGGAAAGCCUGGUCGUGAUGGUGAUCCAGGAAAAAAAGGAACAAUGGGUGAUAAUGGUGAAGAUAUUCCCGGACGUAAUGGCAUGGAUGGAAAAAAAGGAGCCACCGGUUACAAAGGACCUGUUGGUGACCCCGGUGCUGUUGGUUCAAUAGGUGCUCCUGGCGAUCCAAAGGGCGUUGACUGUAGUGACCCUACUAAUGAGUGUCCUAAAGGGGAAAGGGGACCACCAGGACGGCCUGGUGUUUCAGGUGAUACAGGUGAAGAUGGUGCUCAAGGUUCCCCUGGACCCAAAGGUUACAAAGGAGGUAACUGUCCCGAAUGUCCACCUGGUCCGAAAGGUUCACCUGGUGAAGAGGGGCCCCAGGGUAGACCUGGAGACCGUGGAGAACGAGGGAAAACCGGAGAUGUUGGUGAAGCAGGCGUUCCUGGUCAGCCCGGUGAAGAUGGACCUAUUGGAGAUAUUGGAACAAAGGGAUAUCAAGGAUAUGCAGGUUCGAGAGGUGACAAGGGACAAAAAGGAGAACCAGCACCCAAAGAUGUCGCCGUUCCUCAAGGACUUCCUGGUGACACUGGUGAAGAUGGAGAAGAAGGCUCAAAAGGUUUUAAAGGCUUCAAUGGACAAAAGGGUGUGCGAGGUGUUCAAGGGUAUGCCGGAACCCGAGGUGAUACAGGGAAUACCGGUGAUGGUGGUGUUCCUGGAGUUAAUGGGGAGAAAGGAGCCCCAGGCGAAGAGGGGGAAAAGGGUGAAAAGGGAGUAUCGGAACGAGGUGAUAAAGGCGAAGUUGGAGAGCCGGGUGAACAAGGUCCUGUGGGUCCUAAAGGACCUCCAGCCCCAGGGCAAGGGACAGGAAAGAACGCAACGAAACCUAAGGGAAUUCCAGGACCAAAGGGGAUCCCCGGAAAAGAUGGAAUAAACGGAAAAGAUGGUGCGAAAGGAGACAAAGGUGAUACGGGAGACCGGGGGGCAAAAGGUGCACGGGGGAUAAAAGGAAACGGAGAACGGGGUGAUAAAGGUAUGGCUGGAGAAGCUGGAAUGGGUGGAUUGCCUGGCCGGAAUGUUCAGGGUGACAUGGGGGACACUGGUGAAAGAGGAAGGGACGGUGAAAAAGGUGUUAAAGGUGACAUUGGUGAGCCAGGUUCUGAUUCGAAUGAAGAAGGGACUGGUAAUCUUGGGGCGCAAGGUGAUCCUGGAGAUCCAGGAGAGGCUCCAGCUGGUGAAGCUGGUCCACGUGGACAAAAAGGUGUACGAGGAAGAAAUGCGUGUGGGGGUGUACUGGAUGUCAGUUUUAUCGUUGAUUCAUCCGGUAGUGUGGCUGAUCACUUUGGAACCAUUCAAGAAUUCGUGAAGAAAUUUAUUGAUGGGUUUGACAUUUCCAAAGAAAAAACUCAUGCGUCUUUGAUGACAUUUUCAAAUGAAGCAAAAGUACAGUUUUUCCUCACGGAGGAAUUUGAUCCUGAAAUUUUAAUGUGGUUUGUGGACCGAGCGAAGCAUGAUGGAGGUCAAACGUACAUUGAUCGAGCUUUGAAAAAAGCAAAUGACGAAGUUUUUAAUCAUGCCAACGGAUGGAGGAAAAAUGUCACUUCCAUAAUUAUAAUUCUGACGGACGGUAAUCAAACAACAUCCGGUACCUUCACUCCCCUGGGUCAGGCAUCAGCUCCUUUAAAGAACAAAGGAAUUCGCAUAGUAACAGUGGGUGUUGGUGACAUUGAUGCAAAGCAAAUGGAGAUUCUUUCCCCUGAUUCACGUGACCGCUUCAACCCCAAGAGGUUUGAUGAUUUGAUACCAUUGGUUGAAACCAUGUUCUCAAGCGGAUUAUGUACAGGUAUUAAUGGCGACAGAGGGCCACCCGGACCCGAUGGUAAUCCUGGUGCAGAUGGUGUACCUGGAGAAGAUGGGGCUCCCGGAGAUCCUGGUGACAGCGGAAUUCCAGGAGUUCGUGGAGAAGAUGGUAUAGAUGGAGAAGAUGGGAUAAAAGGACCGACUGGUGAUCAGGGCCCUCCAGGAGACCCUGGACCUAAACCUGAUGAAGAAGGACCAAAAGGCAUGAAGGGUGAUCCUGGUGAUUCACCUCCAGGUCCCCCGGGUGAUGCUGGUCCAAAGGGUGAACCUGGCGAGCCUGGCAUGACAGGUGAUCCAGGACCAGUGGGACCUCCAGGGGAGAAGGGGGAUCGUGGUGAAGAUGGACUUAUAGGACCGACUGGGCCACAAGGGAGUGAAGGUAUGGUUGGACCUGAGGGCAAUGCUGGUCCUGACGGAAAUCCUGGACCCCAGGGAGAUAAAGGACCUGUCGGACCUCCUGGUGAAACUGGAGAAAUGGGAACAGUUGGACCUAUAGGGCCUAACGGCGAACGUGGUGAAGAAGGAUUUGGUGAACCUGGGGUACCUGGUGACAUUGGGGAAACAGGCAUGAAAGGAGAACCUGGAGUUAAGGGAAUUCCUGGAGAAAUUGGUUUGAAAGGAUUCCGAGGCCCAACUGGGGACGCUGGAGUUAAAGGAACCAAAGGAUCACCUGGUGUACCCGGGCCCACAGGAGAUCCCUCUGUAGCGACAAGUCCUUCUCCAAAAGGCGAUAAGGGUGAACGAGGAGAGCCAGGAAUACCAGGUGAUAAAGGGUCGAUAGGAGAUCCUGGUGUGGAUACUUCUGGUCAAUCAGGGGACGAAGGAGACAAGGGUGAACAAGGCGACCAAGGCCCGCCUGGCGAUACAGGAAUACCAGGGUCAGAUGGGGAAGCUGGUGAUGAAGGAAUUGUCGGACCACAAGGACCGCUUGGCGAAGCUGGUGCGCCUGGCUUACCAGGAGAACCAGGUGGCGGUCUGCCGAGUGGAGGAGAUCAAGGUGAUCUAGGAGAGCCCGGUGAUCCUGGAAAGAAAGGAGCGCGCGGACCACCUGGAUUACCUGGAAAUCCUGGUCCUCCAGGUAUCAUUGGCAAAGAAGGACCACAGAAUUUUGUGGUAGGUAAGAAAGGUGACGAUGGUGAAGCGGCACCCGAUGGUGAACCUGGUAGUGAUGGUAACCCAGGACCCCCAGGUCCCCCUGGAAGUGUUGGUCCAAGAGGUGACGAUGGACCGCAGGGUGAAACAGGGGAUCCUGGAGAGUUCGGAACGCAAGGAGAGAACGGACUACAAGGAGAUGAUGGUGUUGAAGGUCCUAAAGGAUAUAGGGGUACGGAUGGUGAAGUUGGAGAACCAGGCGAUCGAGGUAGUGAUGGUGAAAGGGGUGAAUCGAUAGACAUUGUAGGUCCUCCGGGCCCAAAGGGAAAGUCAGGUGAACGUGGAAUUAAAGGAAACAAUGGUGCAAAUGGAGAUGCUGGUAGAAAAGGCUCUGAUGGUGCAGCUGGUCAAAAGGGAGAAAGUGGGAUACCAGGAUCUCCGGGCGUACCUGGAUCUCAAGGACGUCGUGGUCCAUCAGGUGAACGAGGUGAUAAAGGUCAAAAAGGUCAAGAAGGUGAACGUGGCGUGGAAGGCAUACCUGGUGAACCUGGUUUCUCAGCUAGCGCUUCUGGAUUUUAUGUUACUAGACAUAGCCAAGGUCGGGCUGCGCCACCCUGUCCAGCUGGUUAUAAGAAAAUGUGGGAUGGUUUCAGUUUGUUGUAUGUUCAAGGUAAUGAUAAAUCUCAUGGUCAAGAUCUGGGUCAAGCUGGUUCAUGUCUACGUCAGUUCUCUACGAUGCCUUAUUUAUUCUGUAAUAUACACAAACGUUGCAACCUCGCGUCCAGAAAUGACUACAGUUACUGGUUGUCAGCGUCAGAUAGCAUACCCAUGAUGCCUGUCGAUAACGAUGCUGUCGAUCCACAUAUCAGUCGUUGUUCUGUGUGUGAAACACCUGGACCCGUCAUAGCUGUGCAUAGUCAGGAUCAGACAUUACCAUCAUGCCCUGCAGGAUGGCAGGGAGUGUGGUAUGGAUACAGUUUUAUUAUGCAUACCGGUGCUGGGGGAAGUGGCAGUGGUCAGAGUUUGUCAUCAGCAGGCUCCUGUCUUGAGGUAUUCCGCCCCAAUCCAUUCAUUGAAUGUCACGGUCGUGGGACGUGCCAUUACUUUGCUAAUAAAUACAGUUUUUGGAUGGCAACUGUAAAAGAAGAAGAUAUGUUUAAGUCACAGACUCCUGAAGUAUUAGCAAAAGACAAAGGACAAGAUUUAAGAUCUCGGGUUAGUCGAUGUCGUGUUUGCGUUCGACCCCCCAAGACGAACCGUCAGCAACCCCACCCAGCUUUUUGGCAUGAUGUCACCGAUCCUAAGACAAAUACAGGCGAUGCUGCAAAUGCUAAGCCGUUAUUGAGACAAGCUGGACUCCAAUAAGACACUUCAACUAGACAAAGUGAAUUGAAACGCGAAACCAAACCCUGCGUACAGUUUUAAACGAUUGUUGAAGGAAAUCCAUUCAACUCUACCUUACUCUCUGUUCUGAUAGCUGGCUAUUAAUAGAUAAACAUAUAAGAAAUGUUUCUUUUCACAAUAAAUUGUUAUGAAUAUAUUGCAAAUACUUUGAAAUAAUACUUUUUUCAUUAAAAGUUAGUUAUAGUUAGUUUGAAAAUCUUGUUCAUUUUUAUUAAAUAUGGCAAUAGAUGGGAAUGUUUCUCGAAAUUUAAAGCACUCUUAUAUGUGCUUUAACGUUUUAAUGCAGUAAACAAAAGAGAAAUAUCUAUUAAAAAUGUUGGGUAGACAUAUAACAAUAUAUUUUCGAAUGUUGCGGCAUGUUAGGCCUAAAAUUAUUGAUGUUCAUAUAAAUUUAGAUGAUUAAGUAUCUUGUGUAAUGUAGUAGCUUCGGUAUUAAUCGAUAAAAUCUAUUAUUUUAUGUAUCACAUAUAUAUGUAUCUUAUAAAUUGAAAAGAAAAGAAUGUGAUUUGAUGAUUUCAAAUUUGUAAUCAGUUUUAUCAAUAAAUAGUAAAU
This is a messenger RNA of Dendronephthya gigantea, 6418 nucleotides long. Its product is annotated as collagen alpha-5(IV) chain-like. Gene Ontology annotation, molecular function: extracellular matrix structural constituent. Lineage: Eukaryota; Metazoa; Cnidaria; Anthozoa; Malacalcyonacea; Nephtheidae. The record is from RefSeq and is a predicted model, not a curated record. Gene Ontology annotation, cellular component: collagen trimer. The transcript is spliced from 44 exons. Bases 134 to 5827 code for a protein of 1897 amino acids.